UAAUCUCCAAACCAGGCGCAACAGUGCCGCACUCGGCCAUGUAAAAAUAGCCAUCUCGCACUGUCAGAUUCCUGCCUCUUCAUCGCGGCAUCGCAUACCCCCCUUGCCUCAUGGCGUGCCAGAGCAUUUUGCAUGUGAUUUUUACCCUUGGGACGUUGCGUCGGGAUCCCCUCUUUGCCAUAAAUUGAUGAUCCCGACCACGUACUACAGGGGAAAGUACAGGACGAUAGUGCCUUAAGGCGGUAACAAAAUGAAGCUGUCACCAAGGGAGGUGAACAAGCUCACCCUGCAUGGGGCGGGAGUACUUGCCCAGAAGAGGCUGGCCCGUGGAUUACGCCUCAACCACCCUGAAGCUAUCGCUUUGAUAGCUACACAGGUGUUGGAGUUCAUUAGAGAGGGGAAGUCGGUUGCAGAGCUGAUGGACUUAGGCAAGCGCAUGUUGGGGAGGCGACAAGUGAUGCCUGGCGUACCAUACCUUGUGGAAUCAGUUCAGGUUGAAGGAACAUUCCGAGACGGUACAAAGCUCGUUACAAUACAUGAACCCUUUUCAUCGGAAGAUGGAGAUUUAGCAUUGGCGUUGCAUGGCUCGUUCCUUCCAGUGCCACCUUUGGGUGCCUUCCACUUCCACAUGGAAGCAAUGUAUCCAGGGAAGCUGAUCACUGAGAAGGGUGAAAUCGUCAUCAAUCAAGGUCGAAGAGCUGUGAUGUUGACUGUUAGCAACCGCGCUGACCGACCUAUCCAGAUUGGUAGUCACUAUCACUUUAUUGAAACCAAUCCUUACCUUUGUUUUGAUCGAGAGAAAGCCUAUGGCAUGCGCCUCAAUAUUUCUGCUGGGUCGGCUGUCAGAUUUGAGCCAGGUGAUACCAAGAGGGUAACACUGGUCAGCAUUGGAGGGAAGAAGGUCAUCAAAGGAGGAAAUGGUUUGGCCUCUGGUCCAGUAGAUCACUCUCGUCUACCAACGAUCAUGGAAAGCAUUCUGGCCAAAAAUUUCCUACAUGCUCAUGAGUCCAAUGCACUGACUGGGGUCUCUGGGGUGGAUAGCACUCUAACUUUUAAAGUUGAUAAGGAACAUUAUGCUCAUAUAUAUGGACCCACAACUGGCGACAAGGUGCAACUUGGUGACACAAACUUGUGUGCUAAAGUUGAAAAGGACUAUACUUUUUAUGGGGACGAGUGUCAGUUUGGAGGGGGAAAAGUUUUAAGAGAUGGAAUGGGGCAAGCAAGUGGCUGUGGUGAGAAUGAGACCCUAGACACGGUAAUUACCAACGCUCUGGUGAUCGAUCAUACUGGUAUCUACAAGGCUGACAUCGGCAUCAAAGGAGGAAUCAUAGUUGGCAUUGGUAAAGCUGGGAACCCGGAUGUCAUGGACGGUGUUACUGAAGGCAUGAUUGUGGGGGUAAAUACUGAAGCAAUCGCAGGAGAAGGUAUGAUUCUCACAGCUGGUGGAAUAGAUUCCCACGUACACUACAUAUGUCCACAACUCGCGGAUGAGGCCAUAGCAGCUGGGUUGACAACGUUGAUAGGAGGCGGUACAGGGCCAGCCCAUGGCACUUGUGCUACAACUUGCACUCCAUCUUCAGAGCAUAUGCGUCUCAUGCUGCAGGCUACAGACGAGAUUCCCCUUAAUAUUGGCUUUACUGGCAAGGGAAAUACGUCUGAUGUAGAAGGACUGCCAGAAAUAAUACGAGCUGGUGCUAUAGGAUUAAAACUGCAUGAAGAUUGGGGAACUACUCCGGCUGCAAUCAGGAACUGUCUUAAUGUCGCCGAUGAAUAUGACAUACAGGUGACAAUCCAUACAGACACGCUGAAUGAGUCAGGGUGUGUAGAGCAGUCGAUUGAAGCAUUUGGAGGCCGGACUAUUCAUACUUACCACAGUGAGGGUGCGGGUGGUGGUCAUGCACCUGACAUCAUUAAAGUCUGUGGGUUGCCUAAUAUUUUGCCAUCUUCAACAAAUCCCACAAGGCCUUACACAGUCAAUACCAUAGAUGAACAUCUUGACAUGCUGAUGGUGUGUCAUCAUCUCAACAAGAAUAUUUCAGAGGACGUUUCUUUUGCAGAAUCUCGGAUUCGGGGCGAGACGAUAGCUGCUGAAGACAUUCUUCAUGAUAUGGGGGCCAUCAGCAUGAUGUCCUCUGAUUCUCAAGCGAUGGGUCGAAUUGGCGAGGUCAUAACACGCACUUGGCAAACAGCGCACAAGAUGAAAUCGCAGCGCAAGCAGCUUCCUGAAACGAGGAAUGAUGAUAAUGAUAAUUUGCGUAUUCGACGAUAUAUUGCUAAAUAUACCAUCAACCCAGCCAUUGCUCACGGUGUAUCUCACCUCAUUGGCUCUGUCGAAGUAGGUAAGCUCGCCGAUUUAGUGCUUUGGCAACCAGGACAUUUUGGAGCGAAGCCUGAGAUGGUUCUCAAGUGUGGCUUUAUCGCGUGGGCACAGAUGGGAGAUGCCAAUGCCAGCAUCCCUACUCCUGAACCGAAACUCAUGCGACCAAUGUUUGGAGCUCAUGGAAAGGCGUGCAGUUCCCAGUCGAUCGCUUUCGUCAGCAAGGCUGCACUCGAGGCGGGCGUGAAAGCUGCCUACGGACUGCAGAAACGGGUGGAAGCUGUGCAAAAUGUUCGCAACAUUGGCAAGGCCGACAUGAAGCUCAACAACGCAACGCCCGUCAUUGAAGUGGAUCCCGAGACGUACCACGUCACAGCUGACAAAGUGCCGCUAGUGUGCGAGCCUGCCGAGUCUCUGCCUCUAAGCCAGACAUAUUUUCUCUUCUAAAAUCCCCCCUCAUCCUAAAGGUACACAUCACUUUCGUAGCAAGUGAAACAACCAGGAACACAUCUCAAAGCUUUCUGGGUGCAGGAACAGCAGGUUGCGAAUCCUGUGUAUUGGCACAUGCAGAACAUUCCAGAGUCUGAGUACCCUUCAGUGACUUGCUGCAAGGGCUUAGAUGGAGGACCACUGGAAAUAUUCCUUGAGAACAACUUCUGAAGACGAAAGAUGAUAUGCUUCAGAUUGUGAGAGAGGAAGUCCUCGUUUGGAUUUAACCGAUACAAGUGAGAUAUCCAUGCAUGUUCUGGCCUUACUACGCUUGUAAGACGAUCUCCUGUUAUCAGGUGCUGUGAGCCAACAUGUAGUUUGUCAGAUGUGUUGGUUUUCCUAUUCUGCUGAGGAAGGUGAAGGAUAUUGUGUCCCAUGUGUAUGCAUAAACUCAAUUCUUACAAGUUUAUGAACUCAUACUAGUUAUCCAAAUCUCCUUCUUUGGUGGUACCUAGAAGGUGGAUGUUGUAAAAUGUUUCUGUUAAUAAAUGCUUGUGGAAGAAUAGAAUGGUGUUUGAAAA
Messenger RNA from Physcomitrium patens, 3327 nucleotides. RefSeq lists its product as uncharacterized. Gene Ontology annotation, biological process: urea catabolic process. Lineage: Eukaryota; Viridiplantae; Streptophyta; Bryopsida; Funariales; Funariaceae. Gene Ontology annotation, cellular component: urease complex. Gene Ontology annotation, molecular function: nickel cation binding; urease activity. The record is from RefSeq and is a predicted model, not a curated record.